Molecule: messenger RNA, 982 nt
Organism: Jatropha curcas
Lineage: Eukaryota; Viridiplantae; Streptophyta; Magnoliopsida; Malpighiales; Euphorbiaceae
Source: RefSeq, a predicted model, not a curated record
GCAGUAACCUAUUAUUCCCCUGCCACCAUCACGCAUUCCCUCUGCCUAUUUCAGAACUCACUCUUCUCUUUCUUCAACUUAUUGACUCUUCAACUCUCAUUCAUUUUGGAUUCUUGCUUCUCUUUCUUUUUAUUUCUUUUUCUUCACAUUUCAUCACUCAACAACUAUAUGGAGCUUCAAUAACCAAUGGUGUCCAACAUUGAGGUUUCAGGAGUUAAUUAGUAAGCUCAGAGAGAAGAAGAAACUUGAGGAAAAGAGAAAUGAACGGCGUAGAUGGAAUCGCACUGUGGAAGAAUCUAAAGCAACGGCUAUCAUUCAAAGGUCUGGGUUGCUGUGGGUCCACCUGGAGUCCAAGAACAACGAUCAGGACCAUCAUACAAGAAGAAGAGGAAGAAGAAGAAGAAGAGCCAAUCAUCAGACAAGAACACGUCAGCGAUCGAAAUCCGGUAGGGAACAGUGCCAACAUGGCAAUAUCAUCGGGGAUGAUGAACCUCAGAAUGGCCUUAGCCGCCGAACGCAAUUUGCGGAGACCAAAUGUGGGUCCCGUUAAGACUUUGAUGAGGUUGAUAGAAGAAACGGACGGUGUAGAUUUGAGGAAAAAGAAAAGGAUGGAAAAUGAUGACUUCGGGAGGAAAGACGCUGGGCAUGGAAAUGGGAAUGAGAACGAUUGGGUGUGCUGCGUGUGCAUGGAGAGAAAUAAAGGUGCGGCUUUUAUUCCCUGUGGACAUACCUUUUGCAGAGUUUGUUCAAGAGAAAUGUGGGCCAAUCGAGGGUCUUGUCCUGUCUGCAACCGUUCGAUUCUUGAGAUUCUUGAUAUUUUUUAACUUUUCUCUUAGUUUGGGAUCAAUGGCCCAUGUCUGCGUAAUUGGGCCGGCAAAGGAUCCAUGGUUUGAAUGAUAUCUGAAUGGGUCCAAUUAUACAAAAUACAUUUGAUUUUAGCUCCAAUUGUUACAUUCACAUCUUUGAAGUUUGCCUGCCAAAA